Echinostoma caproni is the source of this 1680-nucleotide messenger RNA. Lineage: Eukaryota; Metazoa; Platyhelminthes; Trematoda; Plagiorchiida; Echinostomatidae. The record is from the annotation of a GenBank genome assembly.
AUGGUGCGUGAUUUAACUAUAUCGGACAUGAGCGCUCAGUGGUUCCCUGGAGAUACAAUGUACAAGAUAAUCAAAACGAUUUUUGCGUUCGAUCGUGGCACACCGAAACAAAGCUCGUUUUGCACCGUCACUGUCCGUGUGGUCGACGUGAAUGACAAUACACCGCAGUUUGUCUAUCCCACACAGAAAAACCACACUAUUUAUGCUUCGGCCUACACUCCCCCGGGAAUUCCAUUGGUCAAGUUGACUGCUGUGGACCCAGAUCAGGGUGACAAUGCCCGAUUGUCGUUCCAUCUUGACGGUGACCCGGCUCACGCGCGUAUUUUUCAUCUGGAUGAGAAAUCUGGCGAAUUGAGCUUACUCGGUGUGAGCGAUCCGGCCGAGUCCGUGGGCCUGUAUCAAUUAAAGCUGCGGGUCACCGAUUCUGGCACGCCGCCUCUAUCAGGCCAUGCCAAUAUCAACAUUGUUCUGAACAAGAACGCGCAUGCAUUUUCAAAAUAUUCGUUUAAUCCACAAAUGUUGGACAAGACAGCGGAUGGAGCGUUUAUGGAAGGUGACCUCAGCGAAACCGGUCAAGUGGUUCAAGCAAAUCGAUCAGGCGCUGCUGAUCUAUUGUUGCACGGUGAUGGGAUAGGAACCCGUGGUCGAGGGCAAACGGGUUACUACCAUCCCCAAUCGCUAGAUGCAUCACCUGGUUCGGACGGGGCCGAUAAUUGGAAUAAUGGGGCCGGACAUGCGUUAUCGUAUUUCAGCUCAGAACGAGCGUUGAUCAUUAUCAUUUGUCUGAUUGCCAUCUCGGCCGUGAUUGCCUUCCUGUUUCUCGUGGCAAUUGUGAUCGUGCGACGAAAAGCGGUGGCUCUAAACGCUCCGAGUCGAUUGGAAACUGCCUGUCCUGUGCCGCGCAUUGUAAAUGCAUGCGCUCCCUCACCCUGGUUUGGGACAAACAAGUCGGGUUCGACACCAUCCGCCUCGUUUGCUUCGAACAAGGCGUGGCUAAUUUCCACAGGCGACAAAUCGUACUCCCCGGCUGCGCAAUCCACGGUAGACUAUGUGCAACGAGGAUCAUGCUCUCCAUUGGGUGAAGCUAGUGGUGCGGAAAUGUUGGAAUUGGACAAACGACAGGAACAAACGAAUUAUCAAUUUUGCAAUGAAAUUCUAGUCAAGACCCUCGAGUCCAAUCGAUACACUCCGAGUAGAAUGGAAAUCAGUUCGCUGCAACGUACCCCGUGUGUACUUCUACCCGCCAAUGAUCUCAGUCCCCAUGUGGGCAUGCAUCGGAUCGAUGAUCAUCUAAACUACAAAUGUGCAGCCGCAGACUCAACCGGAUCUAGUCCGGCUGCACCAGGCGACCUGACAUUUCACGCUGCCUAUCAGACCAUUGACGAACGUGAAUGGGUGAAACGACGUGGACUGGAUCAGUCUUCACCCGCACGUGUGGAAACACACAUGCUGAUGCCUCGUGUGAAAUUCGCAGAAAUCGAUCCGGCCUACCAGGAUUUACAAUUUGCCACGGUACGAGACCCCCCGGGGCCUUUGGAACUGUCUGCAUUACGUUCAGUGUCGGUCGUCCCGUCAGGUACCUCACCGCAACUAUCCAAAACACUGCAGCAGCAGCAGCACCAUCAACAACAACAACAAAAGCAGCAACAACAGCAACAGGCGCUCACAGAGGAAGCGUGA